Emys orbicularis (European pond turtle) is the source of this 1167-nucleotide messenger RNA. It is a transcript of the gene GLT1D1, whose product is annotated as glycosyltransferase 1 domain containing 1. The coding region runs from base 142 to 1167 and encodes 341 amino acids. The transcript is spliced from 12 exons. NCBI's taxonomy places the organism in Eukaryota, Metazoa, Chordata, Testudines, Emydidae. The record is from RefSeq and is a predicted model, not a curated record. Gene Ontology annotation, molecular function: glycosyltransferase activity.
GGACCGGACUGUAGGCAGCAGCCACAGGCCGGUAACGCUGCCUUGGGUGCCGGCUACGGAGCGAUGGCAGCGGCCCCAAGGAGGUUCCCUGCCCUGGCCCUGCUUGGGAGCUGCCCGUAGCUACCGCCGGGCCGGGCCGCGAUGAGGCUGCUCCUGCUGGCCUGUCUCCGAGCCCAGACGGGGAACGCUACCACCGCGGGCAGGAUACAGGAUCAUCUAGAAGCUGUGGGUCACAUAUGCAGUCUUAAGGAUGCUUUUGACUACGAGAACCCAUCUGAAAUAGCAAAUCUAAUCUCUGCAGAGAAGUUUGAAGCAGCUCUGGCUAUUCAUCUUUAUAAAGGAGGCAGACUUCUGCAAGGUAGUAGAAUUCCUUUUGGAAUCAUCUUCGGUGGCACGGAUAUAAAUGAAGACGUCAAACAUGAAGAAAAACACCGGGUGAUGGGGGCAGUGUUAGAAGAAGCCAGGUUUGCAGUGGCUUUCACAGAGAAAAUGAAGGAACUGGCAGCAGCAGAGUGGCCAGAUGCUAGAAGCAAAAUAUACAUCCAGACUCAAGGAAUUAUGACCACACCCAGUGCAACUUUUAACUGGAAGAGAUUUCUACAAAAUGCAGGGAUCCCUCAAGACACAGAAAAUUUACGCCUGUUUCUUUUGAUAUGUGGACUUAGAAGAGUCAAGGACCCUCUUUAUUUAGUGGAUGUAUUUUCAGAGUGGCACAGAAGAGAGCCCCAUAUCCACCUUGUUAUAAUUGGACCUGCAGUUGAUACACAGUUUACAAGUGAAGUCAAUGACAAAGUUAAUAGGACACCUGGGGUACAUUUGUUACAGGAGAUACCUCAAGAUGAUCUUCACGCUGCUGUGAAAAGAUGCUUUGCAGUGGUGAACAGCUCUAUUUCAGAGGGGAUGUCUGCUGCAAUCCUGGAGGCAAUGGAUUUAGAUGUUCCAGUGCUGGCGAGGAAUAUUCCUGGGAACACAGCAAUAAUACAACACAAAGAUACAGGACUAUUAUUUACAGAUCCCCAGGAGUUUGUCCAGCUCUCCAAAAGUCUGAUGAAUGACCCCACUUUGGAAAGAGAAAUUGUGACAAAGGCAAAAGCGUAUGUGAAGAAACACCAUUCAUGGGACGGUGAAAGAGAGGCCUAUCAAAAUCUUGUCCUGAGACUCCAGUGA